Molecule: messenger RNA, 2054 nt
Organism: Lingula anatina
Lineage: Eukaryota; Metazoa; Brachiopoda; Lingulata; Lingulida; Lingulidae
Biological process (GO): fatty acid biosynthetic process
Molecular function (GO): fatty acid synthase activity; 3-oxoacyl-[acyl-carrier-protein] synthase activity
Source: RefSeq, a predicted model, not a curated record
GUAGCAUGAACGAUGGUUUCAAAGACAUCAUGCAAGAUCUUGCAGCCAUAAAUGAGUACUCAGUGACCGGAGUGUCAAGUAGCAUACUCUCAGCCAGGGUUUCGUAUGUCUUUGGUCUUCGAGGUCCCUCUAUGACCAUAGACACUGCCUGUUCCUCGUCACUAGUUGCCAUAAAUGCGGCUUCAAAUGCUUUACAAAACGGAGACUGCGACAUGGUGGUGUGCGGGGGAGUUAGCUGCUUUUUGAAUCCGUAUGCCAAUAUUGCUCUAAGCAAGUCAGGAAUGGUGUCCCCGACAGGCCAAUGUAAGGCGUUCACAGCCGAAGCUGACGGAUAUGCCCGCGGAGAGGGGUGUGGAAUUGUAGUGUUAAAACGACUCACUGUUGAAGAUACAAUCGUGGAUGUCUGCAUGGAAACCCAAGCAAUUUACAGCAUUUCAGUACCACCAUCUGGAGAUGUGUUUGCCUCCAAAAACAGACUGUUUCGUUCUGAUUCUUGCUAUGUGGUAAUUGGCGGUCUGACAGGCCUAGGUCAGCUUAUCACUAAGUGUUUAGCCAAACAUAAAGUUGGUGUCAUUGCUACAAUAUCUCGUUCUGCUCCAACUCCAGAUCAGUUACGUGAGAGACGAGAUCUUGAAAUCAAACACCAAGUUCUGGUUAUUCACGAGCAAGCUGAUGUUUCCAAUUACACUUCAGUUUCCAGUGCUUUUGAAAGACUUGCACAACGCAAAAUCCCAAUUAAAGGCAUUUUUCAUGGCGCUGCUGUUUUGGCCGAUGGUGCCUUUGUAAAUCAAAAUCAAGACACAUUUGAAAGAGCGACAGGUCCCAAAAUAAAGGGUUCCUGGAACUUGCACAAGUUGUCCAUCAACCUUCCUCUCGACUACUUUGUGAUGCAUUCCUCAGUCGCAUCACUGCUGGGAAACCCUGGCCAGACAAACUACGGAGCCGGCAAUGCAUUCAUGGAUAGCCUUGCUCACUACAGAAGACAGCAGCAUCUGCCUGCACAGUCCAUCAACUGGGGUGCACUAAAUUUGGGCCUACUAAAUCAGAAUCCAAAUACGGGGCAAAGACUGAGAAAUGAAGGUAUAAAUGCAUUAAAUGAAGAUGACAUAUUGGAAUGUUUCCUCCAUGCACUUUUACGCAAUGAUGUACAGGCCAUGUACGCAGACAUUCCCUUCAAGACCAACAGCAAAAGUUUCCACUCAAAUGAUGACGCCGAUUCAGCAGAGGUCACUCUGAAUAUAGAACAGAUCAGAAAUAUGUCAAGUGAAGACAGAAAACAGUACAUCAAACACUGGGUGAUGCGAACGACGGGGAGAAUUCUGAUGGGCCCCGGUAAGAUUGAUGAAAACCAAUCUUUGAAUGACCUGGGCUUUGACUCUCUUAAUAUGAUGUCAUUUAUCCGCAAAGUAAGGGACCAAUUCCAAGUUUCCCUUAUACCCGCAGUGCUCAUGAGCAGUGAUCAAAAACCAACUACAUUUGCUGACCUCAUAGAACAGUUGAUUGGGGAUGGAGUUCAGCAACAUAGUCCACAUUCUCCUAACAGGUAUAUUCAAAAACCUGCCUUCACACACCGAUGGAAAUACAACAGCCAGGGAACAAAAGAAGAUCUCGCAAACCACUUAAUUGUGAAAAUCAGGUUGCCAGAACAGGGAUACGCUGCUGACAUUGUGCUUUGGCAAAAUAUUACAAAGUUAGUGUCAGAAAAUAACCCAGUCCUCAGGAUGAGAUACAGAAGAAAUGCUGUAGUAGGAACAGACAAGAUAGAGUUUCUUUUAGAUGAUACUCCGGAGGUGCAGCUCAUAGACGGAACGGAAGAUUCCAUGGAACGAAGUAUAGAGGAGAUUAUGAGACGUCCUUUCAACAGUUCCAACGAAUCGCCUUGGCGUGUUGCCUUCGUAAACACUACACCGCCAAUGGUGUUAUUUGUGUUCCAUCACAUAGCGGUGGAUGUUGAUUCUAUGAGGAUAAUGCUGCAGGAUAAUAUCAUUCCUUAUCUGCGUAGCGUCCAUGCAGGCAAUCCUUUGACAACACAGUCAGCGCAAUACCCAGCUUAG